AUGGCAACUCUGGCGCGUUCGGAGUCUCAGGUUCAGGUACAUGCUGUUCUCACUACCAUCCUGUUGAAUGAAGAAGAAGAUUAUUAUGAAUGGGAAAUUGAUGGGAGAACAACUCAGAGAUACUCUACUGGAGAAGUAUACGCUCACCUUCGAUCGCAAGGACCUUCAGUGCCGUGGUACCACAUCAUCUGGAAUAAGAAAGGUAUCCCAAGACAUAGCUUCCUCGCUUGGUUAUUUGUGCUUGACAGAUGCCCGACGAGAGAUAGAAUUAUUAGAUGGGGACUCCAAUCCUCUCCGAUGUGCCUUCUCUGUAACUCAACUUCUGAAUCACGCGAUCACCUGUAUUUUGAUUGUCCUUUCUCUUGGGGAAUCUGGAGUGUAUUGGCAUCUCGAUGCGAUCUUAAUCCGGAACGCGAUUGGAGCAGAGUGAUGAACCAGUUGCUAGGGCUUAACCAUGGAUCGCCUAAAGGACACUUAACAAUUCUCUGCUGGCAAGCUUGUCUUUACUGGGUUUGGUCUGAACGUAACGCUCGCCUACAUAGGGACGUCUUCCGCUCCUCAGAUGCUUUGAUCUGCAAGAUUGAUCGCCAAAUUAGAGACAAGAUACUUUCUUUCAGAAAAACGAACCCAACCGUCUCCUCCGUAAUGAUGCAACAGUGGCUGCCUUGA
This is a messenger RNA of Brassica oleracea var. oleracea, 669 nucleotides long. RefSeq lists its product as uncharacterized. The record is from RefSeq and is a predicted model, not a curated record. Bases 1 to 669 code for a protein of 222 amino acids. Lineage: Eukaryota; Viridiplantae; Streptophyta; Magnoliopsida; Brassicales; Brassicaceae. The transcript has a single exon.